Molecule: messenger RNA, 881 nt
Organism: Tinamus guttatus (white-throated tinamou)
Lineage: Eukaryota; Metazoa; Chordata; Aves; Tinamiformes; Tinamidae
Source: RefSeq, a predicted model, not a curated record
ACUCACAAAGUAAAAUAACAUUUUCCCUCUUUUCUCCUAUCUUGAAACAGGUCCUGAUUGUUUCAGUUCCAAGAAUCUUGCACUGCAAGCCCAGAAAAAGAUCCUGAGUAAAAUGGCAACCAAAACCAUGGCUAACAUGCUGAUCGAUGACACCAGCAGUGAAAUCUUUGAUGAGCUGUACAAAGUAACAAAGGAGCACACAAGAAACAAAAAAGAAGCUCAUAAAAUCAUGAAGGACCUGAUUAAAGUGGCAAUAAAAAUUGGGAUCCUCUAUCGAAAUAAUCAGUUCAACCAAGAAGAGCUGGAAAUUGUAGACAAGUUCAGGAAGAAGCUGAACCAAACUGCCAUGACAAUUGUCAGUUUCUAUGAGGUAGAAUACACAUUUGACAGAAAUGUUCUUGCAGAACUUCUGAAUGAAUGCAAAGACCUUGUGCAUGAACUAGUAGAGCGGCACCUGACACCAAGGUCCCAUGGGCGUAUCAACCAUGUCUUCAAUCAUUUUGCAGAUGUGGAAUUUCUGACUGCCCUGUACAGCCUUGAUGGGGAUUGCCAGCCUUACCUCAAAAAGAUUUGUGAUGGUAUCAACAAACUACUUGAUGAGAAAGUCCUUUGAAACUUCACUUAAAGAAGCCGCCAACCAAAAACUUCUAUCUGUACCUGGUCACUCUUCAUGAGCUAUGAUGAGCAUGUGGGCUUCCUUCUUAUCAUUUUCUUACUACAGUCUCCAACAGGAACCAGAACGUGCUCACUUGGCUCAUGAUGAGGUAGAAAAUCUAAAUCAGAAAGCUAUCAAUUUUAAUGUUUUCUUCACAGAAAAAAAAGUUUUUGCAAGGAGUGGAGUGAACAAGUUUGCUGGUAUAUGCUUUUCAGAAACAGAUUGC